Trichoplusia ni (cabbage looper) is the source of this 1514-nucleotide messenger RNA. Its product is annotated as fork head domain transcription factor slp2-like. The record is from RefSeq and is a predicted model, not a curated record. NCBI's taxonomy places the organism in Eukaryota, Metazoa, Arthropoda, Insecta, Lepidoptera, Noctuidae. The transcript has a single exon. Bases 481 to 1290 code for a protein of 269 amino acids. Gene Ontology annotation, molecular function: sequence-specific double-stranded DNA binding; DNA-binding transcription factor activity. Gene Ontology annotation, cellular component: nucleus. Gene Ontology annotation, biological process: regulation of transcription by RNA polymerase II.
ACUUCAAUAACGACGCUCAUAAAUUAAAGCACUAAACAGUGCAUAACGUGUUCACUUUUACAUCUAAACUAUUACACGAAGUCAUUGUUAACUCGCACUCCCUACAAACAGCCUGUAAUUAAUUACACUUUUUAUAACACAAAUUAAUUUAACAAAUGUAUUGUCACACAACCAUGACGUAACAACUAAUUUGUCAAAUAAACCCGAACUAUUAAAAAAGCUCGCAUCUGCUUCAAAUAUAAACAGUUACCGAACGCACUAAAUAAACCGCUAAACAACGCGUUAAAUAUUAACCAGAAAAAAAAACUGUUUACAAAACCAUGACGGAUCAUUUUAAUUUUAAUGUUUUAACCCCACAACCCUAGCAUUCCCUUGCAAAGCGCAAACAUGUUAACAAAUAUAUACGUUUAAGCGAAAAUGACGCUUAUGUGCUAGAAGUUAGGGUGUAUGAUGGCUGUGAAUGUAUGAAGUCAUACAUGUAUGAAUGUAGGAGGGUCUGCGAUAGGAGGUGCCGAGAGGCGGGGCCGGCGCGGCGGGCGCGCGCCGCGGCAGUCGAGUGCCGGCCGCGCGAGAUGUCGCACCACGAUGACUCCGCCACACAGUUUCGCCAUCCGCAACCUGCUGCCCGAGGCGUCCUCGCGCUCGCCCUCGCCCUCCGACACUGAGCUGGACGUGACGGGCACGGAGACGCCGCCGCCCGGCUGCUCCACGCUCACCGACGAAAAGAAAAACGAGAAGCCUGCCUACAGUUACAAUGCACUCAUCAUGAUGGCUAUCCGCAGCAGCCCUGAAAAAAGACUGACUCUCAACGGCAUAUACGAAUAUAUAAUGAAGAACUUCCCUUACUAUAAGGAGAACAAACAGGGUUGGCAGAACUCGAUCCGGCACAAUUUAAGCCUAAACAAAUGUUUCGUGAAAGUGCCGCGGCACUACGACGACCCGGGCAAGGGCAACUACUGGAUGCUGGACCCGUCGUCGGACGACGUGUUCAUCGGCGGCACGACGGGCAAGCUGCGGCGGCGCUCGACGGCGGCGUCGCGCUCGCGGCUGGCCGCCUUCAAGCGCGGCGCGCUGCUGCACCCCAUGUUCGGCAGCCCGUACGCGUCGCUGGUGGGGCUGUACCCGCCGCUGCUGUCCGUGUACGGCCGCUACGCGCUGCCCGCGCCGCUGCUGCGCCUGCCGCCGCCGCCGCCCUCCCCCUACCACCAGCUCUACCGCAGGAUCCACGGCAUGGCGCCCGCCGCCAGCCCGCCGCCCGACGAGCCCGACCACUUCGUCAAACACAGUUGAUUAGUGAUGGGACACGAGGCUGUCUAACGUAUGGGCCUUGCAAGAGAUAUUCUCUAUAUACCUCGGCAAAGGCAAAGUGACUGUGAUAUGUGAACAGUGUACAGUAGAGUGGUAACGCUAUUUAUUAUUAAUGUAAGAUUUAUAUUUAAAUUUAAACUUGAUACGAGGCUUAAUUUAAGUUAUGAAGCAAUAAACGAUGUUUCCGAAACGAACGAUGACUAUUA